This is a messenger RNA of Leptopilina boulardi, 1019 nucleotides long. RefSeq lists its product as uncharacterized. The record is from RefSeq and is a predicted model, not a curated record. Bases 204 to 755 code for a protein of 183 amino acids. The transcript is spliced from 6 exons. Lineage: Eukaryota; Metazoa; Arthropoda; Insecta; Hymenoptera; Figitidae.
UUAGCGAAAGCGCAGUCGCAAAAAAUAGCAGAAGCUUUUUUUUUUAUUAAUGUUUGUUAUCCCUUUAAUUGACACAUUUUUCUUAUAAAUUUUUUAUGAGAAAUUGUGUGUUUUUCGUGAAAGUAAAUAAAUAAAUAAACAUAAAAAUAAAUAAGUGAUAUAUAAGUGGACUUUCGUACUUGUGCGUAACAAUUAUUAUCAACAUGGGAAUUAGUGAAAUAAAUUUAUGGGUUUUAAUUCGUAGAUAUGAUCAGCUGGUUUUAGAAUCUGAAGAAGAUGUAAAAGAUUUGGAAUCAACAUUGCGUCGUGUUACAUUGCCUUCUGGGUCAACAUUAGAUGAAUUGAAAUCGACAAUUUAUUCUUGGAUAGGUAUCGAAGAAGAUUCCUCCAGAGUUUUAAAAAUUAGACGUCACGACAAUAAUCUUAUUCCACUUUCCAGUUUACUUAGUGGAUCAUCAAAAGACAAGCCUUUUAUUAUUGACAUUGUUCGUGUUCACCAAUUUUGUUCAGUGGAAAAACGAACUAUUCCACCAGGAUACAUUGAUGCCUUGAAAUCAAAACUGGCAAAUUUAGAAAAAAGGGUAAUGGCAGCGGAGUGUGCUUUACCGGAAGUGGCUUCAGCUCAUAUUCAAGCAGUGGAGGAAGCUGCAUCUCAAUUAGCAACGUGUGUAGGAUUUUUAGAUCGACGACUAGAUGAAUUAGUGCCAUCCGAUUGGAAAUCUCAAAUUGGCACUGUUCAUUCCGUUGCUUCAUAGAAUUAAAAAAAAAAAUUAACUUCUGAGAUCUGAUUUUAUUAUGAAACUAUUGUUCAACAUCGUAAUCGAUUAAAAAAAAAGAAGUAACUGAUAAAGAAGAAAAACUUUAAGGCAGUAUUAUAAUAUAUAAUAUAAUUUAUUUUGUUGAUUAUCAUACAUAUAUAUUUUAUCGCUUAGGCACUGCCUCAAGUAAUAAUUUAAUAAUUGUAAGUGAAUAAAACAAACACGAUAUUUGAAAUACAAUUCAAUGCAGUAUAGUCUAUA